Molecule: messenger RNA, 628 nt
Organism: Nicrophorus vespilloides
Lineage: Eukaryota; Metazoa; Arthropoda; Insecta; Coleoptera; Silphidae
Exons: 2
Coding region: 42-479 (145 amino acids)
Source: RefSeq, a predicted model, not a curated record
GAGAGACUUGCAAACAAGACAGGAUCUCUUAAGAAACUAUCAUGAACGGAUUGACUAUCGCUCUUUUCGCCUGCUUGGCAGUUAUCGCCAGUGCUAAGCCUUCCGGCUGGGGCCAUGGAGGAUGGGGAGGUGUUGGAGCGUGGGGAGGUGCUGGAGCAUGGGGUGGUCAUGGAGGAUGGGGAGCAGGAGCUGGUGCCGCUCUCAACCAUAACUACCAUGGAUCCGUUGGACCUGCUGGUGUCGUUACCGGUGCCGGAGCUGUGGGACCAGCUGGAUCUGUCGAUGGACAUGGCGCUGUAGGACCUGCUGGAGUCGUCAAUGGACAUGGAGCUGUCGGCCCAACCGGACCUAACGGAGUUGGAGGUGGAUGGGACGGCGCCUGGGACGGUGCUGGUGCAUGGGACGGUGGUCAUGGAGAUUGGGAUGAUGGUAGCUACGGUCCAUGGGCCGGACAUGGUCAUGGUCACGGACAUUGGUAAACGACACAUUAAUCCUACGAAAUAUGUAAAUACCCUCGAGAACUUAAUUUAAACUACAGCAAUAAGCUUAUCAUCCACGAUGUGUUCACUUAAUACAAAAAACACCACCACCAAUUUUGUAUAUAUAUAUAUCAACCUGUGUUCAAUAA